AUGGGAUCCGUGGCCGCCGACCCCCCGACCGCGCCCACCCAGGGCAAGGCCGCCGCCGUGCCGGAGGCCGUGAAGCGCGCGGUGGAGGCCAAGGUCUACGGCUACAUGUACUCCUUCACCGAGAUGGGCGCGGUGAAGCUCUUCAUCGAGCACAAGGUGUUCGCCGCCCUGCCCGCGGACGGCUCCGCCACCACCCUGGCCGACCUGGCAGCCAAGACGGGCGCCGAGUACAACAUGCUGGAGCGGCUCGCCAACUUCCUGGCGGCGGGCGACGUGCUCUCGGCCACCAGCACUGGCGGCGAGCGCUCCUACGCGCACGGCCGGACCUCGCGCUUCUUCCUCGACGAGGGCGUCAGCCUCAUGUUCAGCCACCUGUUCGAGAACUGCCUGCUGCCGGUGGCGCACUGGCCAGAGUACUUUGGCACGCACGGCCUCGCGGAGCCCAAGAAGGCCAACAUCACCCCCUGGGGCCUGUCGUGGGGCCACCCGGACAAGACCAACUACGAGGUGUUUGCCCUGUUCCCGGAGAAGGCCCUGCCGUUCAACGCGUCCAUGAAGGUCGGCGUGGCUGACAUGCCCAUCACGGGCAUGUACGACUUUGGCUGGAUCGCCAAGUAUGCCGCCGCUGCCUCUGACAAGAGCGACCGCACGCUGCUCGUCGACGUCGGCGGUGGCAUGGGGCAGGCCCUCAAGGCCAUCCUGGCCGAGAACCCCGGUAUCCCCGCCGAGCGCUGCGCGCUCCAGGACCGGCCCGAGACCAUCGAGGAGGUUGAGAAGGAGGCGGAUGAGGCGCUGGCGAAGGUGCAGAAGUUUGGUGCUAGCUUCCACGGGGAGGAGCCUGUCAAGGGCGCCCUGGUCUACCACAUCCGCCGCGUCCUAAACGACUGGCCCGACAAGGACGUCGUCAACAUCCUGAGCCAGAUCAGCGCCGCCGCGGCGCCAGACUCGCGCGUCCUCAUCUCGGAGCAGAUCAUCACCGAGUCCCCCUCGCAGAUGAUGGGCGCCGUGGACCUCUUCUUCAUGAACUUUGGCGGGAAGCGCCGCAGCGAGCGCCACUACGGCGAGCUGGCCGCCCAGGCCGGGCUCAAGCUGUCCUCCUUCUCCCGGCACGGGACGUCCGACUCGGCUGUUAUUGAGCUGGUCGUCGCUUAG
Diaporthe batatas is the source of this 1152-nucleotide messenger RNA. RefSeq lists its product as uncharacterized. The record is from RefSeq and is a predicted model, not a curated record. Bases 1 to 1152 code for a protein of 383 amino acids. Gene Ontology annotation, molecular function: O-methyltransferase activity. NCBI's taxonomy places the organism in Eukaryota, Fungi, Ascomycota, Sordariomycetes, Diaporthales, Diaporthaceae. The transcript is spliced from 2 exons.